AUGAGUUUAUCAACAACAACAGUCGAAAAACGGCUCCUCGCAACCGCAGAGCAUCUCAAUGCCCCUAAUAAAUCCCAACCAACGUCGGUUCCGUGGGUACAUCCCCAUUUAGAGCAGGGCGUGGUGCCGAUAAAAGGCCGCCAGCUGCGUGCCUCGCAACCCAUCCGCCAGGGCGAGCUUCUGAUGAUUGACGUGCCCUAUGCGCUCAUUCCCGUCGUCGAUGAUCCGGCCAGUAGCGAUAGUCUUCUGUGCAGCAACCCAACCUGUAGUCGUCAGACGCAACACGGUUCGGGACGAAUGUCGUGUCCGAGUCGCUGUCUCGCAGAUGUAGUCUGGUGCAAUUCGACCUGCCAGGAAGCUGAUGAAUUGCGCCAUGAAUUCGAGUGCACCUGGCUGCAGAGAUACGCCGCUCCCAUCCGCGCAAAAUGGGGAGAAUAUGACUUUGGGAUGAUGUGGCUGAUCGUCCGCAUCCUCGCUUCUCGACAUAUGGAGCGACAACAGCUGUCUGAUACAGAAAAUCAAACGAAUCAGCGAUUCAAGGGUGGCUGGGAUGCCAUCCAGUCCUUCUGUGGCUCGUUAGACAGCUGGGCCCAUUCCCAGGUACGGUCAUGGACAGCGUUGGUCAAGAAGUACCUUCGCAGUAGUCCGGUUCUGCCACACGACUUGAGUGCCGACGAGAUCGUGGCUCUGAUCUGCCGGGAGGAAGCCAACUCCUUUGGCUUGUAUCCACGCGAGACGGGUGUAUAUCCUGUCCCAGAACCCCCUGUGGACCGGGGAGAGCAGUUUGCUGCGGCCGUGUAUCCCCGAGCAGCGAUUGCCAACCAUUCAUGCAGUCCUAAUAUCAUGCAUAAACCAGACCAUCACGGACGGAUGGUAUUCACUGCCUCGAGGGACAUUGCCGCCGGCGAAGAGUGCUGCAUAUCCUAUUUCGACCUGAGCAAACGUGUUGAUCUUAAGUCCCGUCGUGAUCACCUCCAGGGUCUGUUUAGGUUCGUUUGCGGAUGUGACCGAUGUUCGGCUGAGGAGCCAUCGGAAAAGGAGUCCAACUGGGUUGGACUACCUUUCUUGGAAUAG
Molecule: messenger RNA, 1074 nt
Organism: Aspergillus luchuensis
Lineage: Eukaryota; Fungi; Ascomycota; Eurotiomycetes; Eurotiales; Aspergillaceae
Product: SET domain-containing protein
Exons: 2
Coding region: 1-1074 (357 amino acids)
Molecular function (GO): protein binding
Source: RefSeq, a predicted model, not a curated record